AUGCCACUCACAAACCUCCCUCCGUACAACGAACAGAACACCAAGAACUGGUUUCUGCAGUUGGAAGCCAUUUUCUCUGUACGGAGAAUAACGUCACAGGAAGCAAAAUUCGCCAACGUGGUACAAGUUUUGCCACCUUCAGUUGUCGACGAAGUAGCCGACAUUUUGGAACAUGUACCCGAGCAGGAGCCAUAUACUCGCCUCAAGGAUGCGAUUUUGAAACGAACCGGCCGUUCGGACGAGGAACUGCUCCGGGAACUUUUUACCCACGUCACCAGGGGCGACAGAACACCCUCACAGCUUCUACGCUUCAUGAGGAGCCGACUGGGGAAACAUUCCAUAGCCGAAUCAAUCUUGCGCGAACUGUGGAUGGACAAGUUACCCACUACAAUAACGCAGAUAUUGGCACAAAUCGCUGACAGUACUCCACUAGACCAGUUAGCAAACUCCGCUGACCGCAUCGCAACUAAACUGGACCAAGGAGUGUGUGCCGUGCAGCGCCCAGACGACACACCAGCCAAAGACACGGAUCUGGAAAAGGCAGUAGCUGACCUGCAACAUCAUCUGCAGGAUAUACGAAUGCUCCUUUCCCGCAAAUCGAGAGGCCCGAUGCUGGCGGUUGGCGACGGAGAGCGCGGAGUACCAGCAGGGAUCGACGAGUCGACCCGGAAUUAUGCUGGUACCAUCACAGAUUCGGCACCAGGGCAAGGAAUUGCUCGGCACCCUGCAAAUACAGCUCCAAAACCAAGUCGGAAAACUAAACAGCCGGCGGGUAGGAGCGGCAGAACCCCCCGGCAAAAACAUACGAAGCCGCCUUUUCUACUGGACACAGGAGCAGCAAUCAGCGUGAUACCCCACAAAGAACAGCAAGACCGAAAGGCGACCCCGUAUAAGCUCCAGGCAGCAAACGGCUCGACGAUCGAGACAUAUGGAGCCAAGACACUGACUCUUAACAUCGGCAUGCGGCGUGAUUUUACCUGGACUUUCACCCAGGCAGACGUAAAAACGCCAAUACUCGGGGCAGAUUUCCUGGCCCAUUAUGAUCUAGCCGUGCAUAUGAAUACGAGGACUUUAUCAGACAAUACCACGAACAUUGCUGUUAAAGGCACCCUCUCUCGACACAACACCACUGGAAUCAGUGUAACAACUUGCCACGGACGAGAGUACAUCGAGAUCCUAAACAGAUACCCGGACCUCAUUCAACCACUCGCAGGUACCGGUCCGGCAAAACACCAAACACAGCACCAAAUAAAGACCAGUGGACAGCCAACAUUUUCCCACCCACGACGACUUCCUCCUCAUAAGCUGGAAUACGCCCAAAAGGAAUUUAACAAUAUGCUGAAGGACGGAUUCAUACGACCCUCCGAUAGCCCAUACGCCUCACCCCUACAUCUCGUACCUAAACCGGGAAGCACAGACUUUAGGGUAUGCGUCGAUUAUAGCUAUCCGGUCCCGCACAUACACGAUUUCGCCUCAGGGUUGCAGGGCACUCGCGUCUUUUUGAAGAUAGACCUAACUAAGGCUUACCACCAGAUUCCCAUAGCUCCGGAGGACAUCCCAAAGACCGCCGUAACCACUCCCUUUGGUCUCUUCGAAUACCUCAAGAUGCCCUUUGGCCUGAGGAAUGCAGCACAAGCGUUUCAAGGCUUCAUAGAUGAGGUACUGCGAGGCCUAACGUACGCAUAUGCCUACAUCGAUGACUUAAUAGUAGCCAGCACAGAUGAAAACACACACAAACAACAUCUAAACGAAGUGUUCCAAAGGAUAGCACUUUAUGGACUCCGGCUGAACAUCGACAAAUGCACUUUCGGGGCAUCUGAGUCUACCCAAGGACGAACUGACUACACCAGCGCUGUCCGCGUCGAUCCUCUCUCUCCUCAAGUGCCGACGCGCUCUUUAAUCAAGUACAGACAUCCAGGGAUCGACUGGACCUCGAACACCGCUAUUCAAUCGGCCUACCUCCAAGCUGUCGCCUUGAAACCUGACAACGUUCCUUCAAAACUACACGACCGAACUACCACAAACGAUUAUUUGUAUAUACUUGUGCCAGAUUAUUUAAUAAAAUUUGGCUUAAACUUUUACAUCCUCGUCUUUGUUGUCCUUGCUUCGAUCGUAUUACCCUAUAUUAUUUUUCUGCUUGAGGGGUUAACAGUCAACCUGCUUAGCGCCGCAACAAGCCCGCCUGCUGAAGCGGUUUACAGGGUUUGGCGCGAGGAGCUUUAA
This is a messenger RNA of Acanthosepion pharaonis, 2223 nucleotides long. The record is from the annotation of a GenBank genome assembly. NCBI's taxonomy places the organism in Eukaryota, Metazoa, Mollusca, Cephalopoda, Sepiida, Sepiidae.